Molecule: messenger RNA, 1173 nt
Organism: Lepus europaeus (European hare)
Lineage: Eukaryota; Metazoa; Chordata; Mammalia; Lagomorpha; Leporidae
Gene: PAX5
Product: paired box 5
Exons: 10
Coding region: 1-1173 (390 amino acids)
Biological process (GO): anatomical structure development; regulation of transcription by RNA polymerase II
Molecular function (GO): RNA polymerase II cis-regulatory region sequence-specific DNA binding; DNA-binding transcription factor activity, RNA polymerase II-specific
Source: RefSeq, a predicted model, not a curated record
AUGGAAAUACACUGUAAGCACGACCCGUUUGCAUCCAUGCAUAGACAUGGAGGAGUGAAUCAGCUUGGGGGGGUUUUUGUGAAUGGACGGCCACUCCCGGAUGUAGUCCGCCAAAGGAUAGUGGAACUUGCUCAUCAAGGUGUCAGGCCCUGCGACAUCUCCAGGCAGCUUCGGGUCAGCCAUGGUUGUGUCAGCAAGAUUCUUGGCAGGUAUUACGAGACAGGAAGCAUCAAGCCUGGGGUAAUCGGAGGAUCCAAACCAAAGGUUGCCACGCCCAAAGUGGUGGAGAAGAUCGCUGAGUAUAAACGCCAAAACCCCACCAUGUUCGCCUGGGAGAUCAGGGACCGGCUGCUGGCGGAGCGAGUGUGUGACAAUGACACCGUGCCCAGCGUCAGUUCCAUCAACAGGAUCAUCCGGACAAAAGUACAGCAGCCACCCAAUCAGCCGGUCCCAGCUUCCAGUCACAGCAUAGUGUCCACAGGCUCCGUGACGCAGGUGUCCUCGGUGAGCACGGACGCGGCCGGCUCGUCCUACUCCAUCAGCGGCAUCCUGGGUAUCACGUCGCCCAGCGCCGACACCAACAAGCGCAAGAGAGACGAAGGUAUUCAGGAGUCUCCAGUGCCAAACGGUCACUCGCUCCCGGGCAGAGACUUCCUGCGGAAGCAGAUGCGGGGCGACCUGUUCACGCAGCAGCAGCUGGAGGUGCUGGACCGUGUGUUCGAGAGGCAGCACUACUCCGACAUCUUCACCACCACGGAGCCCAUCAAGCCCGAGCAGACCACUGAGUACUCAGCCAUGGCCUCGCUGGCCGGAGGUCUGGACGACAUGAAGGCCAACCUGACCAGCCCCACCCCUGCUGACCUCGGGAGCAGCGUGCCUGGCCCACAGUCCUACCCCAUCGUGACAGGCCGUGACUUGGCGAGCACGACCCUCCCCGGGUACCCUCCGCACGUCCCCCCCGCCGGACAGGGCAGCUACUCAGCGCCGACGCUGACAGGGAUGGUGCCUGGGAGUGAGUUUUCCGGGAGUCCCUACAGCCACCCUCAGUAUUCCUCAUACAAUGACUCCUGGAGGUUCCCCAAUCCAGGGCUGCUCGGCUCCCCAUACUAUUACAGCGCUGCUGCCCGAGGAGCCGCCCCACCCGCAGCCGCCACCGCCUAUGACCGUCACUGA